This is a messenger RNA of Angiostrongylus costaricensis, 3441 nucleotides long. Lineage: Eukaryota; Metazoa; Nematoda; Chromadorea; Rhabditida; Metastrongylidae. The record is from the annotation of a GenBank genome assembly.
AGCAUAGAGGAGUGUGCACGAGUGCUCAGCGAAAAUCUUCAGGAUACGUUCAAACGGGUAACAAAGACGUUCCUUUUACAUUCAUCUUUACAGCUUUAUUCCGAAUUUGUCGAACCGGAGCUGUUCGACCCGAGACAAGAGUUAAAACGGAGCAAAGUCGCCAUUGAGAACUACUUGCGACGACGAGCUGAGUUCGCCUACAAGGCAAAAGUAUCUCUCGAAGUUCGGGAAGUGGUAAACGCCAGCGAUGAGGAAGUGAACGAUCCGAACUCGAAGGAUUUCAUCCGAUUUAUGUCUGCCAAGCAGGGCAAUGAUGCCACCACCAUAUACGUGCACGAUCAUUCCCUUCGAAAAACAAAGGUCAACGAGACGCGCAACUUCUCGCUUGUCGCCAACGCCAACUUCUACAGUCUCCCAACUUCUUCAAUAGCGUCAGCUGUUCAUUUACCGACUCCACUCUAUGACAGAAAUCCAGAACUAUUACGAAAAAUCCAAUGGUCUGAAAUUGAUGAAGUCUAUCGCACUCAACGUGAAGAGACCCGUGACCUUGCAUUUCAGCUGUUCUGCUCGGAAAGUGGUUAUAUGCGUUUUUUUCCAGCUGCAUCUUGGUUCUGGGAUAACCAUGAAGACCAUCUUGAUCUGUUUGAUUGUCGGAAUACUCAAUGGUAUAUAAACGCGGCGACAAACUCGAAGAACGUGCUGAUUAUGCUGGACAUGUCGGGAUCGAUGCUCGGACAGCGCUACGAGAUCGCCAAACAGACCACUGAGGCUAUUUUGGAAACGUUAUCUCACAACGACUACUUCAACAUAAUGCCGUUUUCUAAAACGCCGUUCUUCCUUGAUGAUUGCAAUGGUAAAAAUGGUCUUCUACAGGCGACGAUGCGAAACAAAAAGGAUCUCCGUAAUAAAAUGAAUAAUGUGACAAGCGAAGGUAAAGCUGAAUACGAAAAAGCCCUAACACAUGCCUUCACCACUCUGCUGAACAUCAAUUCGCCUGGUGGCACGCCCAACCAGGGCUGUGAAAAUGUCAUCAUGCUCAUCACCGAUGGCGCACCCAAUGUCUAUAAGGAAAUAUUCGACCUAUACAACAAGGAUAAAAAGGUACGGUUUUUCUCAUUUCUCAUCGGGGAAGAGGCCAUCGACUUUGAGCAAGUGAAAACAAUGGCAUGCACCAAUCGCGGUUAUAUGGUCCACGUACAGAAUAUGGCUGAUGUUGAGGAUAAAGUUCAAUACUACAUCCGAACAAUGUCACGAUCAAUUGGUCAGCACACCGCCGACAUUCACAUAGACGGUGCGCUAUGGAGUGGCGUAUAUCGCGAGAGGCUGUAUCUUCCACGUCCGGAAAUCUUUGCGGAGCCGGUUCCAAUAACCAAUCAGUCAAAAACUCGUCUUCAAAAGACGGAGGCUCGUGGACGAAUGUUCGUGACGACGGUUUCGUUCCCGGUGAUCGUGAAUCGGACGUUUAUGGGUGUCGCUGCUGUGAACACUCCUCUCACUGAACUCAAUCAACAGGCUCAUCCUAGUAACAUCGGUGGUCGCAGUUAUUUCUUCAUGCUUGACCAGAACGGUUUCGUUAUGUUCCACCCACAGUUGCGGCCAAUUGAUCCAAAAAGUCGGUCGCACAAACAGAAUUAUAACAACAUGGAUCUGCUCGAGCUCGAAGUGCCACAAACACAGCAGAUUCGACUUUCGCAAGACAAGGAGGAGAUCUCCGACCUGUAUUGCGACCAGGGGACAACGUUUGCCGAAUGCAUCGGACAUAUUCGAGACUUCGUGCGAAAGAUGGUGUUGAACUGCGACAAUAGUGAUCCACAACUGCUCGACGUGCUCUACGGCACUGAAGCGCUAGAUCGUGUCUAUCCGCAGACCAACGUUUACUAUUCCGAAUGUAUCAAGGGCGCAAACUUCGUACUCGGCCUGGCGGUGGCGAAAGGUGACGAACACAGAUGGCGACCGAAAAGUCGAACUUAUGACUACAGUCACGUACAACCGGGGUGGAUGAGCGAUAAGCAGUGGAGAAUUCACCCACACUGGCGCUACUGCUUGUUGAAUGACACCGACACGAACGUAACGAAAGAGGAGGCGUUUGUAGUGUACGCAGACCAAAUGAGGCACAGCGGCAAACUGCCAGCGCUAUGUCAGCCGCGAGAGCAACUAGUCAACAAGCUGCUAGUCGAUCUUGAGGCAACAAGUGCUCUUCAAGACAGUUGGGAUCAACAGUGGCAGUUCCUUAAAGAUAACUUGAUUCAUCUGGUGUUCUUUACUGCUCCAUCUGGUUUGAUUCGAUUUUACAACCAAACGUUGGACGACUAUGAUUACGAGGAUCCAAACUGGAGCAUAUUUGAUCAUAUUGGUGCUAUGUUAAGCAUAGAACACGUACAAGAGAGCUACAACCACUUCAUCACGGAUUUGAAUAGGAAGUCGGUCGACGACACCUAUUAUCGACGGAGUGUUCGUAUGAGGAACCACAUUGUGUUUGAUGUAUCAAAUAAAUCAAAGAUCUGGUACAAGUCCGAGACACAGCUGACAGGCUACGGAUUAAAUGAAAAUCUUACAAUGCUGGCCCAGGGAACGAAGGCAAUCUAUCUGGGGAACGCUCUGCUUGGAGUAGCUGGCUUUGAGUUCGCUUACGAUUAUGUCGUCAAUCUAAUGGGUGAGCAUGGCUGUGCACCUUCCGAUGACAGACGAUGGUGUGUACUACUUGACGAACAUGGCUACGUCUUCUAUAGUAAUCAAAGAGACAUAUCGUAUGAGAACUAUCUAGAGGUCUGUAAACAUAUCAGUCAAUGGUUUGGUGGCAUCAAUCGAGUAUCUCAACGUGCUAUGUCCCUACUAGUCGAGAAACGCUUUUACCUCAAAGUCAAGUAUACGGACCAUCAAGCAACGUGCAAAGAAAGAAAGUUUGUUGUAAUGUCAGCAAACACCUUGAAGGUGGGCAUCCGAUUUUGUCCUUACAAACUAAUUAGAAGCAACCUUGAACGCAUUUUUUUUGCUAGAUUAUAUAAUCUGUUCUUGAAAAUACGAAAAUCCUAUACGGCGUCUUUCCAUGACGGAACCGAUGGCUUUCCCUGCUCGAAACAGUCUUACUUCUACUUGUCCAAUACCGAUGGCAGAUCUCGUCCGCAGAGCACAAGUUUGGUGGACAUGAAUCGCUCCGAUCGACCAUGCACAUUCAAUUCAGCAAAAUGCUCAGUGAAAAUGCAAGCGGCCUUCGUCGAAGGCACAAAUCUUGUAAUGGUUUGGAUUGUGCAGGAUAAAACGUCGGACAACUGUUACGACGAGACGCAAUGUCCUAAGGUGGAGCCGUCUGAGGUGCCGUUUGGAUUCGAGCCACUGGAACCUUCAGAUCCAUCGGAGAAAUGCGAUGGCAUUCCUCAUCGAAAACCAUCUCGAUCGAACUCAAUGUGCUAUAUCGUCCUCCAUGAGGUGAGAAAUACUUGA